Molecule: messenger RNA, 375 nt
Organism: Phytophthora infestans T30-4
Lineage: Eukaryota; Oomycota; Peronosporomycetes; Peronosporales; Peronosporaceae
Exons: 5
Coding region: 1-375 (124 amino acids)
Source: RefSeq, a predicted model, not a curated record
AUGCCUUGCUGCUGCCACUUGACGCAGCAUCGAGACGCUGAGGAUCCUGGACAUGGUGAUUUUGGAGCUCUCGUGCCCUCGGGCGGUGGUCGCCGCAGCUGCGCCACACGGGCUUGCCGCCCGAGCGCGGGUGCUACAGUAGACGCUUACACGAGUGGACGAGACUGGGCCCUAGUGGCGGACUGUAACGGCAUUCCAGCCACUACAGUUACAUGUACAGCCCGCAAGAUUGUCGAGCGUGGGACACCGGACGUCAAGACCAGAGGUGGUGCGUGCACAGCGUGCACUACAGUAAGUGCACGCCUGAGAUGGAGGAGGCGCUACAUGUACAGUGUAGUGGAAACCAAUAUCCCCAAGUUGAUCGAUUGUCUUUAG